GCCUGGGCCGAGCUGGCUCCACCGGCAAGGCUACCGUGGCCCUUUUAAAAGGCAGAGCUGUGGAGGAGCCGAGUCCGAGCACACACCAAUGAGAGGCCUCAUUCGGCAUCCGCCCCUCCCACCCCCUCCAGAGGUCAGAAGCUUUUGCCUGUUGUACUGUGGACCGUACGGUGAGCGCGGAGGCCUCAGGUUGGCCGUGGUUGCUGCGCUUGCCCGUCCGCUGCUCAAAUGGCCCUGAGAUGCGUUUCCGGGCGGCUGCUGAGCCGUGGACCAGGCCUGAGCCUCCUGCGCGGGUGGGGCUCGGCGGCGACGCAAACUGAAAAGGGCGGGAAGACACAGAACCGAGCGGCCAAGUCCUCACGUCCUGAAUUUGACUGGAGGGACCCGCUGCUGCUGGAGGAGCAGCUGACCGCGGAUGAGAUCCUCAUCAGGGACACCUUCCGCACCUACUGCCAGGAGCGCCUCAUGCCCCGAAUCCUGCUGGCCAAUCGCAGCGAAGUUUUUCACCGGGAGAUCAUCUCAGAGAUGGGGGAGCUUGGUGUGCUGGGCCCCACCAUCAAAGGGUAUGGCUGUGCUGGAGUCUCUUCUGUGGCCUAUGGGCUCCUAGCCCGAGAGCUGGAGCGGGUGGAUAGCGGCUAUAGGUCAGCAAUGAGCGUCCAGUCUUCCCUCGUCAUGCACCCCAUCUACGCCUAUGGCAGCAAGGCCCAGCAGCAGAAGUACCUGCCCCGGCUGGCCAAGGGGGAGCUCCUGGGCUGCUUCGGGCUCACAGAGCCCAACCAUGGGAGUGACCCUGGCAGCAUGGAGACCAGAGCCCAUCACAACCCAUCUAACAAGAGCUACACCCUCAACGGGACCAAGACCUGGAUCACCAAUUCACCUGUGGCCGACCUGUUUGUAGUGUGGGCUCGAUGUGAAGAUGGCCGCAUUCGGGGCUUCCUGCUGGAGAAGGGGAUGCGGGGCCUCUCAGCCCCCAAGAUUGAGGGCAAGUUCUCCCUGCGGGCGUCGUCCACAGGCAUGAUCGUCAUGGACGGUGUGGAGGUGCCGGAGGAGAACGUGCUGCCUGACGUAUCUGGUCUGUCGGGGCCCUUUGGCUGCCUAAACAAUGCCCGGUUUGGCAUCACCUGGGGCGUGCUCGGAGCUGCCGAAUUCUGUUUGCACACAGCCCGGCAGUACACCCUGGAUAGGAUCCAGUUUGGGGCCCCCCUGGCCAGGAACCAGCUGAUUCAGAAGAAGCUGGCAGACAUGCUCACUGAGAUCACGCUGGGCCUUCACGCCUGCCUGCAGCUUGGCCGCUUAAAGGACCAAGACAAGGCCACUCCGGAAAUGGUCUCCCUGCUGAAGAGGAAUAACUGUGGGAAGGCCCUGGAUAUCGCCCGCCAGGCCCGAGACAUGCUAGGGGGGAAUGGGAUUUCUGAUGAAUAUCACGUGAUCCGGCAUGUCAUGAACCUGGAGUCUGUGAACACCUAUGAAGGUAGGGCUGGGGCUCUGUGGGGAGGAGUGUUACAGCGGCCUCACUGUCUAGAGAAGGGGGGUGGGGACAGCAGGCCUGAGCCCUGCUCCCAGUUGUCAUCACUAGCAGUGUGACCUGGGACAAGUCCCACUCUGUAUUCUUAUUAGGGGUAGCUCACACUGGGACUGUGGAAGUGAAAUGCUCUCAGCCCUUUCCCCCAUGGUGCUCGGGAGGAGGGGUGCUCCCCAGACUGCUUCCAACCUCCUUGGGCAUCCCCAGAGUGGGGCACGAUGCCUAGAGUGAGCUGGUGGAUGCCAGGGAGCAAGAGUGCAGCUACACACGGGAAUCACCACUCCCUUUUAUGUUAAGAGAAAAAAAAAAAAAAGAUAAAUCAUGACCAGGCUGUGGUGUCUGCACCUGGGAACUGGUUGUGACUAACACUGGGCCCAGAACCCCUGGGGAAGACAGACAUGGAAAAAAAAUCAUUAAAAAAAGUACAGUCUAGUAUGAGCCAGGCAGAAAAAGGGGGAGUUGUAAGAGGCGGGUGCUUAUCUUGGGAAGAAAGUGGGAGCAUGUUAGGCCUUAAGAGAGGUAUAGCUCCCUGGGCAGAGGCAGUGAAAUAGCUUUUUCUUAUUCUUUCUUUUUUUUGAAAUAGCUUCUGUAUGCUAUUCUGGAUGGGACAUUCCAGAAAAAGCAAGAGGGAGGGUUGAGGUGUGGGAAUGACCCUGAGGACAAGCAGAGGAGGGCCUUCAGGGUGUUUUAUGCAGGGGAGGGACCAGGUCAGAUAUACACUUUAGGAAAUAAACACACUUAUUUUGCUCCAUAAGAAGGAGGCAGUAAUCCCUGCCUUCUACCCCUUUAAGCUGAGGAAAAGCAUAUAAGAGCACUGAGGGCUGUAAAAUGUUACCCAGAGUUAAGAGCAGAGGAUGUGGGACACGGGGAUAGUGGCUUUAGGACAGGGGAGAUCAGCUGGGACAAGCAAUCUGUCUGAUACUUGCUUUCCCAUCCCAUCUGUAGCUAAGAAGGGCCUGACCUGUCCCCACAGAGCUCUGCAGCAAUCUCAGCCUCUGGGAAAGGAGCAUGAAUGGGUUGAAAAUCAAACAUUUAACCACCUGUGCAGGGGAGGGGGUGAAUUUGCCAAGCGUAGGGAGUGCCAAAGCCGGGCCCA
Panthera uncia (snow leopard) is the source of this 2618-nucleotide messenger RNA. It is a transcript of the gene GCDH, whose product is annotated as glutaryl-CoA dehydrogenase. Gene Ontology annotation, biological process: fatty acid beta-oxidation using acyl-CoA dehydrogenase; fatty-acyl-CoA biosynthetic process. Gene Ontology annotation, molecular function: flavin adenine dinucleotide binding; fatty-acyl-CoA binding; glutaryl-CoA dehydrogenase activity. Gene Ontology annotation, cellular component: mitochondrial inner membrane. The coding region runs from base 229 to 1584 and encodes 451 amino acids. The record is from RefSeq and is a predicted model, not a curated record. Lineage: Eukaryota; Metazoa; Chordata; Mammalia; Carnivora; Felidae. The transcript has 11 exons.